AUGGCAAGCGAGCGUUCACUGGCAGACUACGAGGAAGGUGACAAAGCAGAACAGCGACAGAUCUCAUUCAUCUUCAGCUGUCCUGUCCUGCCAACAGGUUCAGAAUUCUCGUCCAGUGCUUUACAGUUUGCUCAUUCAGCUCAACCAUACAGCGACUCCAGCCUGCCAAACAGUUGCCCACCACUUUCAUGGCUGUCAGAUGACGAUAAAUUACGAAGCUGUCGUUGGUGUUUUUCAACAAAACAGCAAUGUUUUUUAUCCCAUUCGGCUAUAAUAGGUGGGAAUGAAUUUUACCAAAGUCGCCUUUAUCAGUUCCUGACGCCUGCUGUUGGAUUGAAUCCUCAGUGGGUGCUGUGUUACCGCGCUUCCACUCACGGUUGGGCUGUCAGUACCUUUCACAGCAGGUGUGAUGGGAGACGUGACACGGUUACUAUCAUCAAAAAAGAUACCAGUGAAACCCUUGGUUCCACUUCCAAUGCGUUCAUAUUUUCGCUCCGCAACAACGAGGAUCUAGGACCAUUUAAGAGCAAUGUGACAAACCCAUCACGUGCAAUUUACAGGGGCUCAGGUUAUGGUCCAACCUUUGGUUGGGGGCUUGACAUCCACAUCGCUGACAAUGCCAACAGUAACACUAAUUCCUACUCAAACUUUGGUGAAUACAACGACUACUCUGUUCCAAGUGGAGUACAAGAAGAGGAUACAAUCCUGGCUGGGACUCCUCACUUCACACCUGAUGAGGUGGAGGUGUUUUAUCUUGGUUGA
Molecule: messenger RNA, 762 nt
Organism: Orbicella faveolata
Lineage: Eukaryota; Metazoa; Cnidaria; Anthozoa; Scleractinia; Merulinidae
Biological process (GO): Notch signaling pathway
Molecular function (GO): calcium ion binding; Notch binding
Source: RefSeq, a predicted model, not a curated record